Molecule: messenger RNA, 1424 nt
Organism: Hippoglossus stenolepis (Pacific halibut)
Lineage: Eukaryota; Metazoa; Chordata; Actinopteri; Pleuronectiformes; Pleuronectidae
Gene: ctso
Product: cathepsin O
Exons: 8
Coding region: 105-1121 (338 amino acids)
Cellular component (GO): lysosome
Molecular function (GO): cysteine-type endopeptidase activity
Source: RefSeq, a predicted model, not a curated record
UGGAUCUCUGCGCAUGCGCCGAACCUCGUCCUGCUCUUCCUCAAACACCGAAACACUUCGUCCCUCGAACCUUCGCGUGUUUCCACCUGACGCCUCUUCGUCAAAUGAGGGUUCGUCAGGUGUCCUCGUGGGUCUCGGUCUCGGUCUGUUGGCUCGUCUCUUCUCUCUGUUGUCUCCGUGUUCGCUCGGAUGCGACUCGGGACGCGUUGAAUUCCUCCGCGGUGGAUUUCGACUCGUUCAGAAAACACUUUCAGCGCCAGAGCGACGUCACCAGCGACGAGUUUAACCGACGUCGCGUGUUUUUCCAGGAAGCUACAAAGCGACAUGCGUACCUGAACUCGUUUUCCACCGCACCUCAGUCUGCAAAGUAUGGCAUCAACCAGUUCUCUGACCUCUCGCAGGAGGAAUUCAGAGAUCUCUACCUGCGAGCGAGUGCCGACAGAGCCCCACACUUCUCUGGACUGAAGACAGAGGGGCUCCCUGCCAAGUUGGACUGGAGGGACAAAGCAGCAGUGGCCCCGGUCCAGAACCAGCAAGCAUGUGGGAGUUGUUGGGCUUUCAGCGUGGUGGGAGCCAUGCAGUCUGCCCACGCCAUUGAAGGCUCACAGCUGGAGCAGCUCAGCGUACAACAGGUUCUGGACUGCUCCUUCAAAAAUGAGGGAUGCAACGGAGGCUCCCCGCUCAGGGCUCUGAACUGGUUAAAACAGACCCGGGUGAAACUGGUGCCUCAGUCCAAGUAUCCCUACAAAGCCAAGAUGGGAAUCUGCCAUUUUUUCUCCCAGUCACAUGACGGCGUUGCUGUGAAGAACUUUACUGCACAUGACUUUGGUGGUCAGGAGGAGGCCAUGAAGGGUCAGCUGCUGGAGCACGGUCCCCUGGCGGCCGUCGUGGACGCUGUCAGCUGGCAGGAUUACCAGGGAGGAAUCAUCCAGCACCACUGCUCCAGCCAAUGGUCUAACCAUGCCGUUCUGGUGGUUGGAUACGACACGACUGGGGAUAUUCCAUACUGGAUCGUGCAGAACUCCUGGGGACCCACAUGGGGGAAGGAGGGUUAUGUUUAUAUAAAAAUCGGUGACAACGUCUGCGGUAUUGCAGAUUCGGUGGCAGCUGUUUUUCUUUAACAACAUUAUGUAUAUUUUUUGUCUGUGUUGUUAUACGUGUCUUGUGUGUGUGUGUGUGUGUGUGUGUGUGUGUGUGUGUGUGUGUGUGUGUGUGUGUGUGUGUGUGUGUGUGUGUGUGUGUGUGUGUGUGUGUGUGUGUGUGUGUGUGUGUGUGUGUGUGUGUGUGUCCACAUCUCCACUCGUGCCAAAAAACGAAAUCAGUCAUCUGCCUUCAAAAUGUCAUUUUAAAUAAUGUUUCUCUUUAUUGAAAUGUCACCAUCUUGCAUCGGUAAAACAAAAUAAAUCACUUCAUACGUUGAUAAA